Annulohypoxylon truncatum is the source of this 1667-nucleotide messenger RNA. RefSeq names its product histone acetyltransferase. The transcript has 2 exons. Gene Ontology annotation, molecular function: histone acetyltransferase activity. The record is from RefSeq and is a predicted model, not a curated record. The coding region runs from base 165 to 1658 and encodes 497 amino acids. Gene Ontology annotation, biological process: regulation of DNA-templated transcription. NCBI's taxonomy places the organism in Eukaryota, Fungi, Ascomycota, Sordariomycetes, Xylariales, Hypoxylaceae.
ACCGUGUACCAGGCUUAGGGAAUUUUAAAUGCCGACUACCGAUAUUCUUCAACUUUAUGGAGUUUUCUAGCUUUGCCCCUCCAAACUUUUAAUUCAUUUCUGCUGUUGUCAACCGUCGUCUUCACAUUUUCAUCAAAACUAACACGUCGCCAUCGAAUUUCAUCAUGAGUCCUAGCGCGUUAAAUGGCGAGACCGCCGUGGGGCCUGAGGGACCCCGACAAAAGAGCAGGGCCACCAUCGAUACGAUACGCGUGGGCUGCAUCGCGAUGGUCGAGAAAGAUGGACAAGCUCGUCGCGCCGAAAUCCUUAGCAUAAGAGAUACUAAGAGCGGCCGCCAAUUUUACUGCAACUUCGACAACUUCAAUAAGCGUCUUGACGAAUGGGUACCCGUUAAGCGAAUAGAUUUUGACCAGGACGUUGAGUGGCCGAACCCCGAAAAGGACAAACCUAAAGAUGGAAAAGGCAAGAACUCUACAGCUCCUAAGAGGAAGGUUGUCGGGAACAAGGCGCAAAAGCGGCCAGGAAAGAGGGAACAGUCUGUUGCUUCGGAGGCUGUUACGCCCCAUCCGUGGCCUGAUUUUACCGAUAGUCAGCCGCAAUCGAAAGCGCCUUCCACGCCGAGAGAUCUCGAACCUAAGGCCGGAGAGACGCCAGGUGCCAAUGGCGAUGAUAUGGACGUGGACGAGGAUGAAUCAACACUUGAAGUUAAGAAAGAGGGUGGCGGUUUCAGUCGAGAGGCUGAGAUUGAGAAGCUCCGGACAGGUGGUUCCAUGACCCAAAAUCCCACCGAACUCGCCCGAAUCCGAAACAUCUCCAAAGUCCAGUUCGGGCAAUGGGACCUGUUCCCGUGGUAUUUCUCGCCAUACCCAGAAGCUUUUACUCAGGAAGAUGUUAUCUUCAUAUGCGAGUUUUGUCUAAGCUAUUAUGGUGACAAGAAAUCGUUUUGUCGACAUCGAUCAAAGUGCACCCUUCAACAUCCGCCUGGAAACGAGAUAUAUCGAGACGACUACGUAUCGUUCUUCGAGAUUGACGGUCGGCGGCAACGCACCUGGUGUCGAAAUCUAUGUCUAAUAUCCAAGAUGUUCCUCGAUCACAAGACUCUCUACUAUGACGUAGAUCCCUUCUUAUUCUACGUGAUGACCCAGAAAAGUGAGAAAGGACAUCACCUCGUAGGCUACUUCUCUAAAGAGAAAGAGAGCGCCGAUGGAUACAACGUCGCUUGUAUUCUCACUUUGCCUCAAUACCAGCGAAAGGGAUUCGGUAGAUUGCUAAUCCAGUUCUCCUACGAGCUGUCCAAAAUCGAGGGAAAGCUAGGAUCUCCCGAGAAGCCGCUAUCUGAUUUAGGUCUCCUUAGUUACAGGCAGUAUUGGUCUGAGAACAUUCUUGAAUUACUACUCGAGUGUAACGAGAGGGAUGAGAAGUCCAGUAUCGAGCAGAUAUCAAGCACUCUAGCCAUGACCACGCAAGACGUCGAGCAUACCCUCCAGGCGCUGAAGAUGCAAGUGUAUCAUAAGGGAGAGCACAAACUUGUCAUACCGGAGUCACUGAUCAAGCUGCGCGAGAAGACCAAGCAGAAGCAAAAAAGAUUCAUCGCACCGGAACGCAUCCAGUGGAAACCUCCGGUGUUUACGGCUUCUUCGCGUACUUGGGGUUGGUAAGGCGUUUGG